Cladophialophora yegresii CBS 114405 is the source of this 1176-nucleotide messenger RNA. RefSeq lists its product as uncharacterized. The record is from RefSeq and is a predicted model, not a curated record. Bases 1 to 1176 code for a protein of 391 amino acids. Gene Ontology annotation, biological process: protein phosphorylation. The transcript is spliced from 7 exons. NCBI's taxonomy places the organism in Eukaryota, Fungi, Ascomycota, Eurotiomycetes, Chaetothyriales, Herpotrichiellaceae. Gene Ontology annotation, molecular function: protein kinase activity.
AUGAACCCCAACCCCACCGCAAAAGCAGGGUCACGACAUGAUCUUGACGACCUGUCGCUGGGCCGAUACCUCGCCGAGUCGAAAUCGAUACCGGGCUUGAAGGUACCCGUUGUGACGACCAAGAUAGGUUAUGGACAGAGCAAUCCGACUUAUUUUGUCGAUGAUGCCGGAGGCACACGCUACAUUCUUCGCAAGAAGCCCGCCGGUACGAUCAUCAGUCCUGUGGCCCACCAGGUGGAUCGCGAGUACCUCGUGCUCAAAGCCCUGGGCACUGUCGACGGCUUUCCCGUGCCGAGGGUAUAUACGCUAUGCAUGAACUCGAAUGUCAUAGGGACACCAUUCUAUGUAAUGGAGUUCGUCAAGGGAAGGAUAAUCACAGAUCCGGACCUAGGCGAGUUGUCGCCCUCGGAUCGGAAAAAGGCUUGGAUCUCCCUGGUCGAGACGCUUGCCUGGCUACACAGCAUUGACCCUGACGCCAUCGGACUGGGCACGUUUGGCAAGAAGACCGGCUUCUACAAACGGCACUGCAACACGUUCUCCCGCAUCGAAGCCCAACAAUCCAAAGUCAAGGACGCAAAGACAGGCAAGGUCCUCGGCCGAGCACACGAGCAUUUCGACGAGAUCAUCGACUUUGUCAGGCACGAGAUGACUAGCGAGAGGUAUGCCGUCGUGCACGGCGACUUCAAGUUCGACAACGUGAUCCUCCACCCGACCGAACCGCGGGUAAUAGCCAUCCUCGACUGGGAACUCUCCACGAUAGGCAACCCCCUCAUGGACGCCAUCUACAACGUGAACGGGGGUGGCAAAUCCUCGGGUGGUCCCAACGUCGGCAUCUCCAACACCCAUGCGCCGGCGUCCCCAUACGCGCCCGCCAACCGCGCCACCUCCGGCAUGCCCGACCCGGACGAGCUGCUCGACCGGUACACUCGGAUCACGGGGUUCGAUCCGCGGCUCGAGGGCAACCCGCCGGGCAAGGACUUUGAGAUUGCAAAGAUCUUCCACUACAUGCGCGGCGGGACGAUCUCCCACGGGAUCCAGGCAAGGACGUACGCGGGCCAGGCGAGCAGCGAUUUUAGUCAUAUCUAUUUCGAGAAUACACGGAAGAUGCUCGACGCGGCGUGGGGGAUGGUCAGGCGAAUGAAGGGCCAAGAGAGUGAAGAGAAAGCGAGGUUAUGA